AUGGCAGAGCCGGAGGAGGAUGAGGAGGACAAUGCGGCAGCUUUGGAGCAGCUAAUGGUGCAGGCAGGCCGGGCACUGCAGUGGCAGGAGCUGGAGGAGCAGUUCUGCGUGCUGGGCGAGCUGGGCAGCGGAACCUAUGGCCAUGUGGUGCUCACUGAGCCCCGGGAUGGUGGCUCGCCAGUGGUCCUCAAGCUGAUGCUGAAGGAACGGACAGAACGAAGGGCUUUCCUGCGGGAGUAUUGCAUAGCCCGGUGCCUUUCUGGUCACGCUGCCUGCAUCCAUGCCCUCCCCCUUGCCUUUGAGAACUCCACGCAUUUUGCCUUUGGGCAGGAGCUGGCUCCCGCUGGGGACUUGUGCAACCUUCUCACACCAGGGGAGGGCCUGCCUGAGGUGCUGGUAAAGCGCUGUGCCUCUCAGCUGGCCGAGGCACUGGAUUUCAUGCACAGCCGGGCCCUGGUGCACCGGGAUGUCAAGCUGGACAACGUGCUGCUCUUCGACCACGAGUGCCACCGUGUGAAGCUGGCUGACUUUGGGCUCACCCGCCUGCAGGGUUCGGAAAUUGGUGCCAUGUCUGGCGCGCUGCCCUACGCUCCGCCGGAGCUCUGCUUGCUGCAGGGCUCUGACACACUGGAGCUGGACUCCAGCCUGGAUGUUUGGGCUUUCGCUGUGCUGCUCUUCUGCCUCUGCACUGGCUGCUUCCCUUGGGCUGUAGCUGCCAGCCCUGACCCCCAGUUUGAAGCCUUCAGCGCAUGGCAGGGUGACACGGUGGGACGGGAGGCACCAAAGUCUUGGGGUGGCUUUGAGUGUGGGGCACAGGAGAUGCUGCAGCGCCUGCUGCGGCUCGACCCUGACCGCCGCAGCCCAGCCAUCGAGGUGCACAAGUACCUGGCCGUGCCCUGGCUGACAGCACCCAGCAGCAGGGAUAGGACUGAUGGCGCUGAUGGGCCGGGGGCGGUGGAUGGUGAUGGACGUGGAGGGGGGGAUGGUGAUUCACACGGAGUGGUGGAUGGUGGCCCUCAGUCACCCCUUGCUAGGGGUUCAGGGGAUGAUGGGGAGUGCGGUGACAGCAGUUAUGGGGAGGGGAACAGCGUGCCCACAACACCCGCCAGCGCCAUGGCCCUGUGCCACUAGCUGGCAUUUCCAACAUGGCAUGGAGGUGUCCUUGGGGUGUGGGUCUUCUUCUUCUUCUUGGAAUGCAGCACAGAAUGGAAGUGGAGCUGGAUCCAAAUGCACGUGGAGAAGAUCCAAAGGAGGCCACAAGGAUGCCCGGAGGG
Centrocercus urophasianus (Greater sage-grouse) is the source of this 1274-nucleotide messenger RNA. It is a transcript of the gene SBK3, whose product is annotated as SH3 domain binding kinase family member 3. Lineage: Eukaryota; Metazoa; Chordata; Aves; Galliformes; Phasianidae. Gene Ontology annotation, biological process: peptidyl-threonine phosphorylation; peptidyl-serine phosphorylation. The record is from RefSeq and is a predicted model, not a curated record. The coding region runs from base 1 to 1131 and encodes 376 amino acids. The transcript is spliced from 3 exons. Gene Ontology annotation, molecular function: ATP binding; protein serine/threonine kinase activity.